AUGCUGAUGGCCUCCACGAGGGGGCAGCAGGAGAGGGCCGAGCUCAAUGUUAGCCUCCUCCAGGACCCCACAGAGGCCGAGCUCAGUGUUGGCCUCCUUCAGGACCCCACAGAGGCCGAGCUCAGUGUUGGCUUCCUCCAGGACCCCACAGAGGCCGAGCUCAGUGUCAGCCUCCUCCAGGACCCCACAGAGGCCGAGCUCAAUGUUAGCCUCCUCCAGGACCCCACAGAGGCCGAGCUCAAUGUUAGCCUCCUCCAGGACCCCACAGAGGCCGAGCUCAGUGUCAGCCUCCUCCAGGACCCCACAGAGGCCGAGCUCAAUGUUAGCUUCCUCCAGGACCCCACAGAGGCCGAGCUCAAUGUUAGCCUCCUCCAGAACCCCACAGAGGCCGGUGUCAGUGUUGGCCUCCAACAGGAACCCGUAGAAGUGGACCUCGUCCUGCCGGCGGAAAGUCAACAGGUCUCGCUUGUGGCCGCUACAGACCUCCUCACCUUCGCUACAGGUUACGGAGGAGUGAAGAGCCAUGGCGGGUAUCAUGGAAGCUACCAUGACAAUGGCGGCUACUAUGACCAAGGAGGCUACAAGGGUAAUGACGGCUACCAUGCCAACCAUGGCCAUAGUGGUAACCACUAUGGCGACCAUGGCAAGGCCGGAUAUAGCAGCUACCACAACGACCACGGCGACUACUAUCGGGGCCACGACGACAAGAACAGGUACUACGGGGGCGCUCACAAGGGUCACAAGGGGCAGAAGGGUCACCACGACGGCUCCAAAGGUCACCACAACAAGGGUCACAAAGAUAAGGGCUACAAGGAAGUGUAUCACAAGGAGGAGUACCACCACAGCAAGAAGUUCUACGACGACGAAGACGACACCAAAUACUACAACAGCUACGACGACUACGACGACUACUCCAGCGCCCACAGCGGCAACGACUACAAUGGCGGCCACUACGAGGGAGGACACCACCAAGACCAGCACGACAACAAGGGCUACCACGACAAGGGCAAGUACCACAACCACUAUGCUGACCACGACGGCUACUUCGCCAACAAGGGCCACGAGGGUCACCAGAGCUCCUACGGCGACCAUGGUGGCUAUAGGGACCAAUAUGGCCACGGUGGUGGUGGAGGCUACGGGCAAAGCGGUCAUGGCGGCGGCGGGGGUCAUGGAGGCGGCUAUGGCCUUGGUGGAGGCGGUUAUGGCCUUGGUGGAGGCGGUUAUGGCCUUGGUGGAAGCGGCUAUGACCAUGGAGGAAGCGGCUAUGGCUUUGGUGGAAGCGGCUAUGGACUAGGAGGGGGAUACUAACUUCGCUGAUAACACCAGCAGCCAAUGAGGAGACCAGAAACUUCAGGACGCUCCGGACGUCAUGAAAAGUCCAUGGGCUGGCCACGUCUUUGAUAGUCCUACCACCUCGACAGCACCCCCAGCAGCGACCUACUGAAAGAGACACUCAUAUAAGCGCUGGAGACUAUACGUUGAGGGAGGAAUGAUAUAUGGACAACUAACCCUUAACCCUCUUCCUAGGGCUGGCAUUGUGCACCUAACUUAUUGAUGACAACACAGCUUCUCUAAAUAACUGGACUCCGAUGCUCCCAUGUGGAUACAGCUGUAUUUAUAGACUGAACUCCAUUUGCCUCUUAGUUACUCCCUAGUGCCUGC
This is a messenger RNA of Procambarus clarkii (red swamp crayfish), 1662 nucleotides long. RefSeq lists its product as uncharacterized. The record is from RefSeq and is a predicted model, not a curated record. Lineage: Eukaryota; Metazoa; Arthropoda; Malacostraca; Decapoda; Cambaridae.